Molecule: messenger RNA, 1032 nt
Organism: Quercus robur (English oak)
Lineage: Eukaryota; Viridiplantae; Streptophyta; Magnoliopsida; Fagales; Fagaceae
Exons: 1
Coding region: 1-1032 (343 amino acids)
Molecular function (GO): catalytic activity
Source: RefSeq, a predicted model, not a curated record
AUGAGUUGCCUAGCAUGGAAUUGUCAUGGGCUUGAGAACCUGCGAACAGGAAGAGAGCUUGUAGAAUUCAUACGGGUAAAAGAUCUCUCUGUCGUUUUUUUAGCUGAAACUUUGACAGACAAAGCAAGGCUAGAGACUGUACAACGAAACAUUGAAUUUGAUCAUAGAUGGGUGGUGCCAAGAGAAGGUAGAGGAGGUGGAUUGGUGCUCUUUUGGAAAUCUUCAGUCAACUUGAGGAUUGAAGGUUCACACAAAUAUUAUAUUGAUGCUUCAAUAGAUAAGAAUUCGAGCAAUGAGUGGCGUUUGACAGGUUUUUAUGGGGAACUAGAGACAGCUAGAAGGUGUGAGGCGUGGAACAAAUUGAGGUCUCUCAAUUCAAGUCCGAAAAUUCAGUGGCUUUGUUUUGGGGACUUUAACGAGAUCACUAAGCAAGAUGAGAAGUUGGGGGGUGCAACUAGGUCUCAUUUUCAGAUGCAACUAUUUCGAGAGGUUAUUAAUGAAUGUGGUUUUAUGGAUCUUGGAUACGUUAGGUCGAAAUUCACAUGGGCUAGACACUUUGAAAGUGGCAAUUCAAUAUGGGAAAGGCUUGAUAAAGGUCUUGCUACUAAUGGGUGGUUUCUGAAAUUCCCAGGGUCACGUGUUCAUCAUUUACAUUGUGAUUCUUCGAAUCAUAGCCCUCUCUUAGUAGUCCUGGCACCGUUAGACAUCCCAACACGCAAAAAAAUAUUCCGCUUUGAGGAGAUGUGGUUGUCAAAUCCAACUUGUAAAGAAACAGUACAAGUAGCAUGGAACUCAAUGGUAGGUUCGGACUUGGAUUCUACAAUAUUAUCUAAGGUGGAAAAAUGUGGUAAAGACUUACUUUGGUGGAAUCGAAAUGUGUUUGGCAGUGUGAGACAAGAGUCGAUAAAAAAGAAAGAAUUGUUGUGUAAGGCCGAAUUUAAAGCACAAAUCAAUGGUGUUAACCAUCGGGUUAGAGAGUUAAAAUUUGAAGUUAGUGUGCUGAUGGAUAGGGAGGCUCGUAUGUGGGCUUAA